This is a messenger RNA of Trifolium pratense (red clover), 5052 nucleotides long. RefSeq lists its product as uncharacterized. Gene Ontology annotation, molecular function: zinc ion binding; RNA-DNA hybrid ribonuclease activity; nucleic acid binding. The transcript is spliced from 2 exons. Bases 1 to 5052 code for a protein of 1683 amino acids. The record is from RefSeq and is a predicted model, not a curated record. Lineage: Eukaryota; Viridiplantae; Streptophyta; Magnoliopsida; Fabales; Fabaceae.
AUGGUAUGGAUUCGCUUUCCAAGUCUAGGUAUGGAAUACUAUGAUGAGAGUCUGCUGUUAGCUCUGGCAACGGCUGUGGGAACUCCAAUUAAAGUUGAUAUCCGUACGCUGGAUGCAUCGCGUGGAAAGUUUGCACGAGUUUGCAUAGAGAUUGAUUUGGAUAAACCUGUGGUUGGAAAAAUCUGGUUUCGAAACUUCUGGUACCACGUCGAAUACGAGGGUUUACACCUUCUUUGCAAGAGUUGUGGGUUGUAUGGUCAUGUGGCACGUAACUGUCCUUCGAAGAAUGUUGUGACUGACAGUAUACCAGAGGUCAAUGUUGGAGUUGUCAACGCUAAUGGUGGUACUCCGGAGACGGCGGCACCGUCGAGUUCACCUAAGGAAAGUUCACAAAAUGAUGCAACACUCAAGAAAGAUGAUUUGUACGGUGACUGGUUGGUGGUGAGUCGCAAGAAAAAUCAAGGGCGGAAACAGCGUCCAAAUAUGCAGGAAGAGAAAACUAAACCUCAGGGAGGAGAUACCAAUAAACCGUCCUUUAAGGGUUUGUCAUUUACCCAUCUAAAUGACAAUAACACUUUUAAUGCUGAGUUUUCAAAUAGCAAAAACGGGGGACCACCCUUUCAUCCAGGUGGAAAUUUAGAGAUGCCGAAAGUUUUGACCAAGCGGAACAAAAGGGCUCGUGGAUUGGAUACCAAAGGAAAGCUUACGAAUAAUCAUGUUACUGAGAGAGAAAGGCCUUCUAAGCCCAACACAAGUAAACCAGAUUCUAUGCUGGUAGGUGGAGUUAAUAUGGGUCGGGUUAUGAUUUUGGGUAACCCGUUACCAGCACCUAUUAAUCAUACGCAGAAGCAGAGCACCAAUGAAACGGUGGUCUUCCUUGCGCAAAAGACGUCGAAAUCAAAGCCAGAAAUGCAUCUCAAACCACCCGAUCCAAACGACCUCGCGAACCACGAUCGAGGAGGAGUCGAUGCAUGCCCUGCAGAUGAGAUGGUGGUCGAAACUCCAAAUUCUCGGCAGGGCUUUGCCAAUAGUAAUAGCAGGAAUCAUGUUCAUGAUUUGGCUAGGAGAUUUAAACCAGAGUUGAUAAUUCUUGUUGAAACACAUACUCCCUUUACUUCGUCGGAAAAUUUCUGGCAUCGUGAGGGCUAUGAAAAGAUUGCAGUCCAAGAAGCGCAAGGUCAUGCUGGUGGAAUUUGGGCCGUGAAACGGAGAGGGAGUGAGUUUAGUUUCACUCCGGUUAGCACAAUGCAUCAAUGUGUUAGUUUUGUUGUCGCUAAAGGUAAUGAUAAAUGGCUAUGCUCAGGGAUUUAUGCUAGCCCAAUUUCUACAGUCAGACCCUGUUUGUGGGACCACUUAGAAGAACUCAGCAAGGAGCAUGCUCUUCCUUGGCUUGCUAUCGGUGACUUUAAUGAUAUUUUGCUUCCAAGAGAACAGAAGGGUGGAGUAUUUUCUAUAUCAAAAGCGGAUUUGUUUGCUAGUAAUAUCGAUAGAUGCGGACUUAUUGACCUGGGUGCUUUUGGUUCCAAAUUCACGUGGCUAGGACAUUGUAGAGGCAGUAGAUUUGUUCAUAGAAGACUGGAUAGGGGUUUUGGUAAUCAUGCUUGGCGCUUGAAGUUUCCGGAGGCUACUGUGGAGCACCUUGUUCGGAAGCACUCUGAUCAUAACCCAAUUUUCCUGCGCUGUAGUAAUGAUAUGGGGAGUAGAGAAGGUAGGCCUUUUCGUUUCCAAGCUGCUUGGUUUACUCACAACGCGUACCCCUUACUGGUUAAAAAUGCUUGGGCUCGUGACCAUAGCAAUAUUGUCCAAAGUCUUCAAAAUGUAGCCAAUGAAUCUACCAUUUUUAAUAAAGAAGUUUUUGGGAACAUUUUUGCUCGCAAGAAGGAAGUGGAAGCUAGACUGAAAGGUAUCCAGAGGGCGUUGGAGGAUAUUGACUCUGCUAAUCUGAUGCGUCUUCAAAAAGAGCUCCUUGCCUCUUACGAAGAUAUUUUGUUUCAAGAGGAAACUUUGUGGUUUCAAAAGUCGCGUGAGAAUUGGAUUAGACUUGGUAGUAGGAACACCGCUUUCUUCCAUGCUCAAUCUAUUAUCCGUCGAAAGAGGAAUAAAAUUCAUGGUAUUCGCCUUAGCUCUGGUGACUGGUGUACCGACCCGGAAGUAAUGCGAAGUGAAGCGCUUAACUUCUUCAAAGAGCUUUUUUGCACUAAUCAAAAUGUGGUUUUGAAUAAUAAUGUUCCUUAUGUUGCCACUCUUGAAGAUGCUGCAGCAGCUGAGCUUGUUAAACCAGUAUCCAAGAAGGAAGUCUUUGAUGCCUUGAUGAGUAUGAAAUCUUAUAAAGCGCCAGGCCCGGAUGGUUUCCAACCUAUCUUCUUCAAAUUAUUUUGGGAGGAUAUCGGCGAUGAUCUCUGGCAGUUUGUUAAGCUUGCGUUUGAAACAGGUAAAUAUGAUCCCAAAAUUUGCGAAACUCUCAUCGUGUUGCUGCCAAAAGGCGAAAACCAAUCCACUUUCAAGGAUUUUCGCCCGAUUAGUCUUUGUAAUGUCACUUACAAAUUGAUAUCAAAAAUUAUCGUGAGUCGGUUACGGCCUUUCCUGGAUGAUAUUAUCAGCCCCUUCCAGAAUAGCUUCAUCCCGGGAAUGAGCACCAAAGACAAUGCAAUUGUGUUACAAGAAGUUUUACAUGUAAUGAGAAAAUCCAAGAAAAAGAAUGGCGACAUGGUUUUCAAACUAGAUUUAGAGAAGGCCUAUGACAGAGUGAAUUGGACCUUUCUAAGGGACACGCUAACGAAAUUCAAUUUUCCUCCGAAGAUUAUUUCUCUAAUUAUGUUCGGUAUAUCUGCUUCCUCAAACUCUAUUCUCUGGAACGGGAGUAAAACAGAAGCGUUCACACCAAUGCGUGGGUUGCGACAAGGGGAUCCCCUGUCCCCGUAUCUAUUCGUGCUUUGUAUGGAACGCCUCGGCAUGAUGGUGUCUAACCGUGUCAGCACUGGUGAUUGGAAGCCUAUGCAGCUUGUAAAAAAUGGUACGAAAAUAUCUCAUCUUUUCUUUGCGGAUGACGUCCUUCUUUUUGCAAAAGCUAGCCCAUCGCAAGCCAGUAUUGUUAAAGAAGUGCUGGAUCUGUUUUGCUCUAUGUCUGGUUUAAAAAUAAGCCUUGGUAAGUCAAAAUUCUGCACUUCAGGCGGAGUGUGCAGACGAGUUCGUGACAAUAUCUUUACCACUACCCAAAUCCAUGCCACAAGCAGAUUUGAAAAGUACUUGGGCUUUAAAAUGCUUCAUGGCAGAAUCCGUAAACUUGAUUUUGUCGAUGUUUAUGACAGAGUCUCUACUAAGUUAGCAUCUUGGAAAAGCAGACUGUUGAAUAAACCCGGGAGGGUGGUAUUAGCUAACUCGGUGAUCUCGUCGUUACCAGCUUACCACAUGCAAAUUAACUGGCUUCCGCAAGGUAUGUGCGAUGAUUUAGACAGAACGGUUAGGAGAUUCAUUUGGAAAGGUACUGGCGAUGUUGGUAUGCAUCUUGUGAGUUGGAAUAAAAUCACGCAACCGCGUCGCCUUGGAGGCUUAGGUGUCCGUGUUUCCCGGCUGCAAAAUAUAUCCCUUCUUGGUAAACUCAUUUGGGAAAUCCUUAACUCACCAGACAAGUUAUGGGUUAAGCUCUUUGAAGAGAAGUAUUUGAAAGGGCGUCUAAUUUUCAAGGCCUCGGUGUCAGGGGGCUCCGUUAUUUGGAACUCUGUUGCGAAAUCUAUUCAAAGGCUGCGAGAUGGUUUUACUAUUAAGAUAGGCGAUGGCAACUCUAACUUUUGGUUUGACCCGUGGGUGUUUAAAGUAAAUUUGGGCUCCAUGGUGCCGUUUGUAGCGAUCCAGGACACUUCCACCAAAAUCAAAGACGUGUGGUACGAUGGGAGUUGGAACUUUCAGAACCUAUAUACCAUUGUGCCUGACUUUGCCCGCAAGGAGAUUGUCUCCCUUCAGCCUCGCAUUGUUAAUGGCAUUCCUGACAUUUGGGUUUGGCAAAGUUCUAGUGUUGGCAUUUAUACUGUUAAGGAUGCUUAUAACUGGCUGCUUGAACCUUCUGGGAUCAAUAAUCAUAGUAAUUGGCAGUGGAUUUGGCGGCUUACACUCCCAGCAAGCAUUCAAUUUUUUAUUUGGCAGUUAGCUCAUGAUUCCAUUCCUACUAAAGCAGUGUUGCAUCAUAGAAAGGUAUGUGCUUCUGCUAUUUGUCCCCGUUGUUUAGUGACGGAUGAAACUAUAGAUCAUUGUCUCUUUUCCUGCAUUGAUGCCUUUAAUGUCUGGAAAGCUUGUGGUUUGGAUAAUAUCUCUCCGCCAACACAGGGAUUGGAUUGGUUCUCUUGGUGUAAAACCUUUGGGGCUUCUCAUGGGAAUAUUAUCUUUGUCGUUUUGUGGGUUAUCUGGUGUGCGCGGAAUGAUGUAAUCUUUAAUAACAAUAGAACCAGUAUUUACAAGAGUGUUGCAAAAAUUCAUUCUAUGCUACACUAUUGUGCCGUGGCUUUCGACACACCGACGUCGGUCGCCGCAAAUAUGUUAUCUCAGCAGUUAGUGGCAUGGCCCUGUCCCCCGAAUGGUUACGUUUGUCUGAAUGUGGAUGGAAGUUUGUUGGGUUCGCCUCAAUCCGCAGGUUUUGGUGGCCUUAUCCGUAAUAGUUUUGGAUCCUUUCUUGGAGGGUUCUAUGGUGUGGCAGCUCAGGCUAGUAUUCUAUAUGCUGAGAUCAUGGCCAUGCUUCAUGGUUUAGAGUUAUGUUGGGAUAAAGGAUUCAAACAUGUCAUUUGCCUUUCAGAUUCCCUUCAAACAGUUACUCUUGUCAAAACUGGCACCUCACCACAUCAUAAAUUUGCGAAUGAAGUCUUUAGCAUCCGCCAACUUCUAGAUAGAGACUGGAAUGUUGUUAUUAAUCACACGCUCCGAGAAGGGAACGCGUGCGCUGAUAUGCUGGCUAAAAUGGGAGCUAACACUACCUCUCCCCUUGUGAAGCUUGUUGAACCUCCUUCCGAGUUGUCUCCCCAUCUCUCUGCUGAUGCAUGGGGUGUGGCUUUUAUUAGAAAAUAG